This is a messenger RNA of Cajanus cajan (pigeon pea), 814 nucleotides long. RefSeq names its product NADH-ubiquinone oxidoreductase-like protein. Gene Ontology annotation, biological process: respiratory electron transport chain. The record is from RefSeq and is a predicted model, not a curated record. Gene Ontology annotation, cellular component: respiratory chain complex I. Lineage: Eukaryota; Viridiplantae; Streptophyta; Magnoliopsida; Fabales; Fabaceae.
CCCUCCGAGUCGGAAAACCAUCAUAGAGCGAGACGCGGAGUGAGAGAGAUCGAGAGAGUGAGUGAGUGAGCGAAGAUGUUUCUCCGAGCGGUGGCGCGGCCGCUGAUGGCGAAGGUGAAGGCUUCGACGGGGAUCGUGGGUCUGGACGUGGUGCCGAACGCGAGGGAGGUGCUGAUAGGGCUCUACAGCAAGACUUUGAAGGAGAUCGAGAAGGUUCCAGAAGACGAAGGGUACCGCAAGGCGGUGGAGAGCUUCACGAAGCACAGGCUCAGCGUCUGCCAGGAGGAGCAGGACUGGGAAGCCAUCGAGACACGCCUCGGUUGCGGCCAGGUCGAGGAACUCAUCGAAGAGGCUCAGGAUGAACUCAAACUCAUUUCCUACAUGAUCGAGUGGGAUCCUUGGGGUGUUCCAGAUGAUUACGAAUGUGAGGUGAUUGAGAACGAUGCACCAGUUCCCAAGCAUGUUCCUCUCCACCGACCUCCUCCUCUCCCUAAAGAAUUUCACAACACACUAGAGGCACUUGCAUCUCAAUCGGGAAAAGAUACUCCUGCUGUCAACUCUAGUGAAUCACCAUCAAAGGCAUGAUUUGCAGUCAGAUUAGAGCUUUGGUUUUUCACUCUGAAUAUAUUUAUCAUUCCUUUGCAUUAAACUGUUCGCAUGAAGUGGUUUCAGACUCAUCAGUUUUUGUUGGGGAAAACUUUGGCUCCUCAAUAACUUGAACAAUAUGAAAUAACAAGAACUCUUUUUUCACUUUACAAGUAUAUAUAAUGCAUAAAACAUAUCCAUUAUUAAUAGUCUUUAAUUUAUUUAUUUA